This is a messenger RNA of Gossypium raimondii (Peruvian cotton), 1403 nucleotides long. Its product is annotated as alcohol dehydrogenase class-P. Gene Ontology annotation, biological process: formaldehyde catabolic process. NCBI's taxonomy places the organism in Eukaryota, Viridiplantae, Streptophyta, Magnoliopsida, Malvales, Malvaceae. Gene Ontology annotation, molecular function: zinc ion binding; S-(hydroxymethyl)glutathione dehydrogenase [NAD(P)+] activity. Gene Ontology annotation, cellular component: cytosol. The record is from RefSeq and is a predicted model, not a curated record. The transcript has 10 exons. Bases 130 to 1269 code for a protein of 379 amino acids.
GAUUCCACUAUAAAUAGUGUCCAGUUAGCCUUCUACAUUCUUCAUCAAGCACGAAAAGAGAAAUACACAAGAAAAAAAAAAAACAAGUGAGCAGAUAAAUUGAAGACUUUAUUUCUGUUAACGUCCAUUAUGAGUACUGCUGGUCAAGUCAUCCGUUGCAAAGCUGCGGUAGCAUGGGAGUCGGGGAAGCCACUGUCAAUAGAGGAAGUGGAAGUGGCACCACCGCAGAAGGAUGAAGUCCGUAUUAAGAUACUCUUCACUUCUUUAUGUCACACCGAUGUCUACUUCUGGGAUGCUAAGGGACAAAACCCUCUGUUUCCUCGCAUACUAGGUCAUGAAGCUGGAGGGAUUGUGGAGAGUGUAGGUGAGGGGGUGACUGAUCUAAAGCCAGGUGAUCAUGUUCUCCCCAUCUUCACGGGGGAAUGCAAGGAGUGUCCCCAUUGCUUGUCAGAAGAAAGUAACAUGUGUGAUCUCCUCCGAAUCAACACUGAUAGGGGUGAAAUGAUUAAUGAUGGAAAAUCCAGGUUUUCCAUCAAUGGGAAGCCUAUCUACCACUUCCUAGGCACGUCUACUUUCAGUGAAUACACUGUUGUCCAUGUCGGCCAGGUUGCCAAGAUCAAUCCGGAGGCUCCGCUUGAUAAAGUUUGUGUUCUAAGCUGCGGAAUGUCCACAGGGUUUGGUGCCACUGUGAAUGUAGCUAAACCCAAAAAGGGUCAAUCCGUUGCAAUAUUUGGACUAGGUGCUGUCGGUCUUGCUGCUGCUGAAGGAGCAAGAGUUUCUGGGGCUUCCAGGAUCAUUGGUGUCGAUUUGAACCCUAGCAGAUUCGAACUAGCCAAGAACUUCGGUGUUACGGAGUUUGUGAAUCCGAAAGAUCACAACAAACCUGUUCAAGAGGUCAUUGCUGAGAUGACGGGUGGAGGAGUCGACCGCAGUGUUGAAUGUACCGGGAGCAUCCAGGCCAUGAUUUCUGCAUUUGAAUGUGUCCACGAUGGUUGGGGAGUUGCAGUGCUUGUGGGGGUUCCCAACAAAGACGAUGCAUUCAAAACUCAUCCAGUGAAUCUACUGAAUGAAAGGACUCUCAAGGGUACUUUUUUUGGCAACUACAAACCUCGAACUGAUAUUCCUGCUGUCGUUGAGAGAUACAUGAACAAGGAACUUGAACUUGACAAGUUCAUCACUCACUCUGUUCCCUUCUCUGAGAUUAACAAGGCAUUUGAGUACAUGCUUGCUGGCGAGGGCCUGAGGUGCAUGAUUCGCAUGGAUGCAUAAGGAUUGGCUGGCCAUGGAUGAAGGGCUUUUUGUCAAGUAUAUGUGCAUUUUAAGGGAAUAAAUAAUGUAAUGUAAUGCUACAUCGUUUUGCUGUAUUUAAUGGCAAAUUUUUAUCUUAUCAUACAUUUCUAUGA